Dibothriocephalus latus is the source of this 501-nucleotide messenger RNA. The record is from the annotation of a GenBank genome assembly. Lineage: Eukaryota; Metazoa; Platyhelminthes; Cestoda; Diphyllobothriidea; Diphyllobothriidae.
AUGUCUGCCAACAACGACAACCAGACAAAGAAAGAGGCAGAAAUUGAUGAGGAUGAAGACGAAGACGAUGACGAUUUCCUCGAAGUGCCCCCGCUCGUCGAUGCUAGUCUGCGUAAGCCUCCUCCUCUGCCUUCAUCGGAUCCUGACGAGAAGCUAUUGGCCGACCAGGAGGUGUACGUCACCGACAAACUGCCGUGGGAGCUAGAAACUGCCCAAUCGGACCGGCCUAGAACGUUCUACAGUUCGAAUUCGUGUGCAAGGCGACCCAGGAAGUCAGACGCAGUCCGCCGGCACAGCAACAAGACGGUUGCUGCCAAGGUGGCCGUAUCGGACCGAGCACCUGAGGAUUGCGUCGUUCCACAAAGCGAAAGCACGUUUUUCAGGGCCUCUGAAACGCAGCAUCGCUUCUGGAAGCCCAUUGAACCCGAGGAAUAUGAGGCACCGGAUGUGGACCAAAUGGAGGCUGCCAUCUCGCUUAACCCUCACACGGAACCGCCGCCA